Messenger RNA from Salvia hispanica, 1079 nucleotides. RefSeq names its product vesicle-associated protein 1-1-like. The record is from RefSeq and is a predicted model, not a curated record. Lineage: Eukaryota; Viridiplantae; Streptophyta; Magnoliopsida; Lamiales; Lamiaceae. Gene Ontology annotation, cellular component: endoplasmic reticulum membrane; plasma membrane. Gene Ontology annotation, biological process: endoplasmic reticulum membrane organization.
AAGAGAAGAAAGGCAGCACAAAAAAUUCCUAAAAUUCGAAAACCCCAGCCAGAUCUCUCUCCUCCCAUACCUCUCUUAAUUAAUAUCGCCUUUCGCCGGUGAUCGAUUCAAUCUCCGCCGCCGCCUUCAGCCGGAAUCUAUAACACAAUCAUUUCUCCGGCGGAAACCAGCGAUCGGCAAAGAGAUGAGUAACACCGAGCUCCUUCAAAUUGAGCCUCUCGAACUUCAAUUCCCAUUUGAAUUGAAGAAGCAGAUCUCAUGUUCGAUGCAGCUGACGAACAAGUCUGAGAAUCAUGUUGCAUUCAAGGUGAAAACGACGAAUCCGAAGAAGUACUGUGUGAGGCCAAACACUGGAGUUGUGAUGCCACACUCUAGUUGUGAUGUUACAGUUACCAUGCAAGCUCAAAAAGAGGCUCCACCGGAUAUGCAAUGCAGGGAUAAGUUUCUCCUCCAGAGUGUAGUGGUGAACCCUGGGUUAUCUUCAAAGGAUAUUACUCCAGAAAUGUUCAACAAAGACUCGGGGAACCAAGUAGAUGAAUGCAAAUUGAGAGUAGCCUAUGUUCCACCCCCUCGACCACCUUCACCUGUUCGAGAGGGGUCAGAGGAAGGCUCCCCACCUAGAGCAUCAGUGUCAGAGGACGGGACUGUAAAUCAAGCUUCUGAUUCGAACAUGAUGUCAAAAGGAUUCCCUGAAACAAAUGAAAUCACAUCAGAGGUGAAGGCUCUCAUCUCAAAGCUGACUGAAGAGAAACAAUCUAUCAUUCAGCAAAAUAGCAGGCUUCAGCAAGAACUGGAACUCCUAAGGCGUCAAGGUCACAGAAGCACCAGUGGUGUCCCCGUCAUGUAUGCCAUCAUCUUUGGCUUGAUUGGGAUCCUGUUGGGGUAUCUUUUCAAGAGAACGUAGUCACCCAAUGUGUUUGUGUUGCCACAUUCAGAUAUCCGAAUCAGUUGCACGCAUGUUCAUUUUAGGACAUUGAAGGAGAAUGAAUGUCACUUAAGAGCUUAAUAUUUUUUGGAUAGUGGUUUGCUUGACUGUAGAAACAUGGGUUUGGCUGGUUUCUAUAACUGUUCAAAGUGCA